Molecule: messenger RNA, 6430 nt
Organism: Hydractinia symbiolongicarpus
Lineage: Eukaryota; Metazoa; Cnidaria; Hydrozoa; Anthoathecata; Hydractiniidae
Exons: 7
Coding region: 308-5947 (1879 amino acids)
Molecular function (GO): phosphatidylcholine lysophospholipase A1 activity
Source: RefSeq, a predicted model, not a curated record
UUGCUGUUGUUGCGCAUUAAACAUGCGCAAAACCGUUCAUGUGUACCGAGAAAGACGCACUUUUUUCGCUCAAAUUUUUAACAUUAUUACAUAUUUUUAUAUAACUUUAUAACUAUAUAUAGCUAUAUAUUUUAAAGUAGUGGAUAAAAUUAAUGCAUUGGAGUGGAGAGAUUUUAAAAAAAAUUGGUUCUUACGGAGAUGGAGGAUAUUAAGGAAUGGAGCAAGGAAGUUUGUUAUUACAUUUGGUGAAAUAGUUAUAUAAACAUUUCAGAUGUGUGAUUCAUAAAGCUUCUUAAAUGAAUUUAUUAUGAGAAUAUUGAUAUUUCUUGCAUUAGUCUUACAUCGCAUUCACAUCAAUGAAGCCAAGACGUUUCAUCAUCCACUACAAAUUCAAAGUGAAAAGCAGAAAAGUUUCAGAGCACAGAAAAAUGAAGAGAAGGCGAAACAAAACUUCCAUCAAACACUUUCAAUGCCAGCUAUUCUUAAAUUUCUAGAAGAUAAUGGAUUGCAUUCUGACAAAACUUUAGGAAGGAUAGCUAGAAAAAAACAUAAAUUCCAUAUCCCUCAUAGAAAUAAUAAACAUGAAAUUCAUAACGUAUCUCACAUGGGAUAUGACAUCUCACAGAAUGAUGGAAAGGGAAAAUCAGUAGCUAGUCGACAUAGAAAAAAAAUAUUAAAGCAUAGGAGACAUUUACCUAAGAGACACAAAGCUGGCACAUCAAAACAUAAACCUUUCGACUUUUUCAAACUGAUGAACUAUGUGAUGACAUCUAAACGCAAUAAAAAAACUUCGGAUUAUUUGAAUAGCAAAUCAAAUUCUCGUUUUAAAAAUUGGAAGGAAACUGUCAAUUAUGGUGAUUUGCAUGGCAACAGCGUUGAUAAGAAUAUCACUCUUUCUAUUGGCAAAGAUGUCAGUGAUAAUUUUCCUGAUAGGGAGACAAAAAACAUUUUGUCUGAGUCAAAAGAUAAAAACCACCAACAGUUACACGAAAAAUAUCAUUCAAAUAAAGAAUUUUUUAAAAAUCCUAAAUUGCUUCAAAAAUUAAAAAGAAAAGAUGAACGUAAAGAUGUGAUACCAUAUCCGUUUUUUGCAAUAAGAAGGAAUCGAAUACCCAUCAAAAAAGAUUCUCUUCCAAUGUACAACCUUCCCUCGAAUCCUCUUCCACAACAGCUAUUAUCAUUUCCAGCGCAAUAUCCUGAAAUGCUCAACUUGCAACCUAUGGAUAAAUUAUAUACUAGUGUACAAGGUUUAGAUUUAAACGAAGAAGAUCUCGUUGGACAGUACUUACGGAAGGAGAAAUUAGAAGAAGAAAGUCUGAAAGAUACAGAUCCUGACCAUCUUAUCCGAACUGAUGAACGUGGGAAUCUGUAUCAAGAUGAUACAAGUAACUUUCCUGAAAAUAGCGCCACCGUUAAUUCAGUGGCAAAAUCUAAUGCUGCUCUCAAAGCAUUAGCUGAACUGGAAACGAUGCCAGAUGGUACGGAAGCUAAGCACAAGAAAGCAACAUCUAGCAGUUUACCAAGCAACAGUAAACAAAUGCAUAUUCAGAAGUCUUCGAAUAAAUUCAAUCAUGUUAGCCCUGCUGCACCAAAAGAGUUAGCUGAACUGGAAAAAAUGCCAGAUGAUAAAGAAACUAGCCAAGUGAAAGUAACAACUAGUAGUUUGUCAAGCGCCACUAAACAAUCACACAGUCUGAAGUCUACGAAUAAAUUUGCUUUUGAAGACCCUCUAGAAACAAUGGAUAAUGUUGAUCCAACAAGCAAGUCAAAACUUUAUAGUCAUCACAUGGAAGAUUUAAAGAAUGCAGAUACUGAUUCGAAAGCUAUUGCAUCUUUUCCAACAGAUUUGUAUAUAACUAAGCCAGGAACUCAGUCUCCAACAAGUUCUAAGACAUCUACUACAGAAAAAGCAACGACAAAAGCUAUUUCCGAAUUAAAUACGACACCAUCUCACCAUGAAAUUUCUACAACCAAUGUUGCGAACACCCAAUCACUUGCAGAAAAGAAAGAGACAGAAAAACAAGCUCUCCAUCUCCUAAAAAAUUCCGCCAUCAGAAAGAAAUUAGAAAGAAUUAAAAUGCUAGAAGAAAAGUUAGAGACACUGCGUCGACUUGAAAAAUCAAGAAAGAAGUAUUUAAUGAUGAAAAAUCCUACUGUGAGUGCAGCUAAACAAUUAUCUUCCUCAGACGCACAUACGCAUCAUGAACUUCAAAAAGAGAUGAAAAAGGAGGCAUCGCCAAUUUUAAGCACAUUUUUUAGAAACCCAGAGAUAAACGAAGAACCUAUAUUAAAUUUUCAUAAGAAAGUAAAUUCAUCAUUCUUUCAAGACGCUUUAUACGAUCGUGGUAAUGUUUUGAACCAUCAUCAUGAUGUUACUGGAUCUAAGAAACAAUUACUUGAGCAUCACGUUCCAUUACUGUCAGAAAUAUAUUUUAAAGAUCUGGCUAAGGAAGAACAAAUAAUUAGUGAUCACAUUGAUGAAGUACGCUCGCCUAAUUCUCAAAAUACAUCUCCUAUAACUUUUAAAUUACAUCAUGGCGAAUCUGAAGAUACUAACGCCAAGCACUUUCAACAUAGUAAUGUUAACGAAGAUGAAGACUCUCCAAAUGAAACUGCAGUUGGAAGAUCAAUGAAUGAAUUCACAUUCAAUGGACGCGUUCAUUUGGAUCCAAAGUAUCAAGGAAACGUCAAAAUUGUUCAUGGAACCCCACCUCCGGAAUUUUUAGAAGCAUUUGCAACUCAGUUUCCUCCAACAAGAGUAACCACACCGUUUAAGGCGCCUUUCACCCUCCCACCUGGUCAUGCUACUGGACAGCCUAAUCUUCCUACCUUUAAGGGUGGCUAUCCAUGGAUUUGGUAUAAAAAUCGAAAGAAACCUACCACCAGUCGAUAUAGAGAUGCUCAUGCAGGACUAACUACUCUAAUACCUACGAAGCCUCCUGCUGGUGGUCUUUCAACAACUAGUACAACCACAGUGAGGCGACUUCCUACAAACACACAAUCCCCAAAUGUGUUGAACCUUCCUACAGCAGCUACACCUCUUGAUGAAGACUAUAUCUUAUCGGGAAAUACGUCAACUGUCACUGAUCCAUUUAAAAAACCCAAUGAAAAUAUAUCUAAAGAACAGGAAACUGCUUUGACUGACGAUGGUGAGAUCGACGCUCAAAAAGACCUUACUCUUGUUACAACUGAACAAACUACAACCACAUCAAAGCCUGUUUUAGUGACUGCAAAACCAGUUGUAAUUUCGACUGUUGCUAUUGAUUCGAAUUAUACUUCCGCAAGUUGGAAUAACAUAUCAAAUCUCGUCAGUUUUGCAAAAGCAAAUCAAGAAACAUUUAAUUCUACUGAAAUGUUAAAUUCUACUGCAGUCGAAAGUAACGCAACAACAUUAAAUCAACAAAAAGAUUUAGAAAACCAAACUAGCGCAACUCCAAAUACAACAACAUCUGUACUUAAUAUAUCCAAGAUCUCUUCUGAAGUAGUCGGUGAAAAAGUUGUUGGUGAAAAACCUGAACUUCAAGGAAAGGGAAAACAAACUGUAGAAAGCGCACAAUCUGCACCAAUUGCUCAAAUAACAUAUGAGAAAAAUUCGCGACAUCACUCAGAAACAAAUGACAUUAUCCUAGAUGAAACUCAAGAUUUCGAAACGAAGCAACACAUCCAAUCCAAGUCGAAAUCUGAUCGAAAACAAGAUUUUGAGAAAAUUGCUAAAAAACAACAAGAAUCACUAUUAGGUACCGAUAAACUAAAGGAAAACUUCGACAUCGGUGCAGCAGACAAGAUAUACUUAGCAAGUAGACAUACUCACGGAUUGUUAGAGCUCCCAACACUGCAUAAACCCACCACUAAGUAUGAAUCUCUUCUAACAUUGGGUAUGAAAAAACAUAUAAAAUCAUUUUAUAUGCAGCCAACGGAUGAAAUAGCUGACGAUAACGCAAAUAAAAGAGGAAUACAGCAAUAUUCGAGUUAUACGUUAAAAGAAUUGGAAGAAGAAAAAAUCAGUGAAGGAAAAAGUAAGUUGUCAAGCAAUAAAGCAGAAUCAGCUGUUAGUAGAAAUGUAAAGGACAACAGUCGUAACAAUGAUAACAAGAACCUCAGCGACAAAGAUGGCGGCAAUGCACUUGCACAAAAUAGCGAUUUUGAGCCAAAAUUAUACGUGCAAUCUAAAUUCACAAAUAGCAGUUCAGAGCAAGAGGCACUUGAGCAGGAGAGUCAACUUCUACAAGAUCAUAGCAAUGAAGUAGACGCUGAAACAGCGAGUAAGCCAAAUAACAUAAGCGAAUUUACACCAACCAAUCAUCGUUCCACUUCAAAACUAGAAGAUUUUGAAAAUGACGAUAAGGAAAUUGAUGUAAAAACAAUGCCGACAGUGUCAAAAUUUGUCACAACACCAUCAAGCAUUGAGGAUUCACCUAUUAAAACAUUGGUGGAUCAACUGAACAAAGAAGUAACAGAGGAUCAAAACAUUCUUCAUAAUGUUGACCCUUAUUCUCCACAUGUUAUUUCACCUACUGCUUCAGAAAACCGUUCUUCAGAGCCAUCUGCUGCAAAGUUAAUCAACGAGGUCCCUACAUUAAAGGCUGAUGUUUCUUUAAGGGCAAAAGAAAAUAUGACAUUAUCAAAAGACACUAACUCUCCCACAGUAAAGCAAAUAGUUCCAGCUUUGCUAGCAACUCCUCCAUCGCUGUCACCAUUUGCAGGAAACCUGGUUGCUUUACCACCUGCACAAGGAAUAGAACUAGUUAAGCCUACGAUAGGCACACCUCUUUAUAAAUCGGCUGCUUAUUCAGAUAUGACAAGUGGAAUUGCAACAAGCAAUACCAACAUAGCAAUAGCUCCAACAGUAAAUGCAGCACCAGUAAAUACGCUCCAACAACCAAUCAUUGAUGAUAGAUCCAGUUCAGUUAAUACAGAAGGAAUGGUUGAUAAAAGUCAUAGCAUUACACCAAUGAUGUAUGAAGUCCCACAACAACAACAACAACCUACUUCCGCAUUUAAAAUAACGGAAGCAGCUUUCCAACCAGCUUUUGUGGCGUCUUCGCCACAAGAAACUCUACUACAACCUAAACUUGAACCUAAAAUAGAAAGCUUCAAAAACAAUCAACCUCCAGCCUUGCCAACAAAAUCGACAGUUCAUUUUGGUCCUGAUCUUGAUCAAACUAAACCAACAGAGGAACUUACACUUAAAAAGUUAGCAGAACAGACUACCAAAUCUCUGUUUGAUGAUCAAUUGAAUAUGGAUGAUAUGUACUGGACAGAUUCGCCUGAUGAAAUUGAGAACGCUUGCAGACAGCAAAAAGGAACGAAUCUUGUAGUGAAUAUGUUAGCAUUUGGUGAUUCUCUCACUCGCGGUUAUUACAAUAAAGGGAAGAACCAUCAUCCUUACACCAUGAAGCUUCAAUACUUGCUCAAUAAAAUGGACGCUAAAAGAUGUUUUAUUGUUGAAAACGAAGGUCGAGAUGGAGACAUGGCUUUCGGAGAAAUGCCGAAAAGGAUGGAAGAAUUUUUUGAUAACUCCAAAAAGCAGUUUGAAUGGGUAAUCAUUCUUGGCGGAACAAACGACAUUUAUAAUAAAAAGCAUGCCGGUCGCCACACUGCUGCUGAGCUUACUCAAAACAUUCUCUCAGUUCAUCAUCUUGCCCACCAACAUGGCGCAAGGACUGUGGCAGUCACUAUACCUGAAGUUGAAUGUCAAUCCAGUGACUUGUGUCAAGAUAUGAAACAGACACGAGAAGCUGUGAAUGACAACUUACGAACUUUUGCGCUUGAUCACAAAAACAGUGUCAUGUUGUGUGAUUUAGCGGGUUCGUUAGUGAGGAACAAGAUUAGUCAUAAGUUAGUUGGACAAUUUUUUGAGGGCGGACUUCAUUUGAAACCACGUGGUUAUGAAACGAUGGCGAAGAUUAUAUUUGAAUCUUUAAAACAAGCCUUAGAUAAAAAAUAGUUGUAUUCGUAAUUGUAGAUAUCUUAAUUUUUUAUAUUCUUGUACCUUUUUUAUAUAAAAUAUAAAUAUAAUAUAUAAAUUUAAAACAAAAAAAGUACGCAUUUCAUCAUCAUGCAGGUUCGAAGUUGCGGUGGUAUGAUUUUAAAAAUAACAAAAAGCUCGUUCGUCUUUGCUACUUUUCAUAUCAGAAAAGCAAAAUUAACUACACGAUAGGUAUACAAUUUUCAAAAAAAUGUGGAUUAAGGAAAAAUGUGGAAUGUGGAUUAAGGAUCUAACUGAAAAAAAUUCUAAAAAGUAAUAACGCAGUAUGUAGUGUUGAACGCUCUGUAAUAACAGCUCAGGGAUCAAGAAAUCUUUGAAACGGUUAAUCACCUGAAGAACACCUUGAUUGAUCGAUCGGUCCAUCUUAGUGCUUUUAACUCUAAAUCUGUGAUUGCAUAAAAAAUAUUUUGCCAAAAAAUCGAUUCAACGUAAAUUUAAUGU